Molecule: messenger RNA, 435 nt
Organism: Cyanistes caeruleus (blue tit)
Lineage: Eukaryota; Metazoa; Chordata; Aves; Passeriformes; Paridae
Source: RefSeq, a predicted model, not a curated record
CGGGUGUCCCCAGAGACCGAGCGGCUGCUGGGCGGCGGGCCCGGGUACGGCACGGCCGGGACGGCGCCGGUACCGGGGGACGAGGAGGAGGAAGAUGAGGAGGAAGAGCUGCGGCGGCGCCUCAAGUAUUUCUUCAUGAGCCCCUGUGACAAGUACCGGGCCCGCGGCAGGCGGCCCGUCAAACUGGCACUGCAGCUUGCCAAGAUCGUCCUCGUCACCGUGCAGCUGAUCCUGUUCGGGCUCAGUAACCAGCUGGUGGUGGCCUUCAAGGAGGACAACACGGUGGCCUUCAAGCACCUGUUCCUCAAGGGCUACGAGGACGGCGCCGAUGACACCCAGGCCACCUACACCCGCGGGGACCUCCUGGAGAACCUGGCCUUUGUCCUCGAGAAGGUGACACGGGGACACCGGGAGCGGCUGGGGACACCGGGAGGG